GCCAGUACGUGGCGACUUCACCCAAACACAGGAGGGAGUUCCGCGCAGGAGUGUCGGCCAGCUCUCCACGAACGAUCCCCGCGUACACACACACUCGCUGCAAUGAUUCUGCACAUUUACCACCGCAUCAGAAAGUUGAGACAUUAGCCGCACUGCUCGGAUGAGCGAGCAUUUCGUGUAUUUUCGUCAUACGCUGUUUUCCCAGACACAGACUCACUCAGAGUCAGACAGCACUGUGACCGAAUUACACAUCAUUAGGAGGCAGGCAGAAGCUGCAUUCCGUUCCCGUAAGGAUCCUGCUUCUUCUGAAUUUGUGAGCAGCGAUGGAGUCGUCCGUGGAACUGAGCAGCUCUCUGCCUCCGCCCCGCUCCCGCAUCUUCAAGAUCAUCGUGAUCGGGGACUCCGGGGUGGGCAAGACGUGCCUCACCUACCGCUUCUGUGCCGGGAAGUUCCCCGACAAAACGGAGGCCACGAUCGGCGUGGACUUUCGUGAGAAAGUUAUUGAGAUCGACGGCGAGAAGAUCAAGGUCCAGCUGUGGGACACUGCCGGCCAGGAGCGCUUCCGCAAGAGCAUGGUGCAGCACUACUACCGCAACGUUCACGCAAUCGUCUUCGUGUACGACAUCACCAACGCCGUCAGCUUCCAGAGCCUGCCGGCCUGGAUCGAGGAGUGCCGGCAGCACUCGCUGGGCCAGGACGUGCCCCGCAUCCUGGUGGGCAACAAAUGUGACCUGCGCGGUGCUGCCAGGGUGAGCACCGAUGUGGCACAGAAGUUCGCCGACUCCCACAGCAUGCCUCUCUUUGAGACGUCCGCCAAGAGCCCUGGAGACAAUGAUCACGUGGAGGCCAUAUUCAUGACGGUGGCGCAUAAGCUGAAGAGCCAGAAGCCUCUAGCUCUGAGCCAGCCCCCCAGCGGGGAUGGCACCGUGCCACUGAAGAAGCCCACGGAGGACAGGGGUGGCUACUCCUGCAGCUGCUGAGACCCCACAUUCGGUUGGCCGGGGACGGCGGGGAGCCUGCGGGUCCUUCCAUUGUGGUUCAGUACUCGGUUUUGUUCGUUGCCUCCUCCUUUCCAGAAAAGCAUCUACAGUAGUCUCCUCCUCUGUUCACAGGUGGGCUGGAAACCAUCUGUUCUUAGUGGGUGGUGUCGCACUAUAGCUUCUCAUUUGGCCAGUCCAUAACCUUGGAUACGAGCGUAGAGUAAAAUGUUUUACGUUUGAACACCUUGAAGUUAAAGGGUUGAGUGUGGAAGCUACUUCUCAGCUACCUGGUGGAGAGACCUGGUGAGUUUCAUCGCCAAGCCGUCCUCUUCCAUCGCCAUAGCUCCCUUAAGUCAAGGAUGAUGACUCAUGUUACGGGUGUGUCAGAACCCAAAGCUUAUUGCUACUGUGAUCCAUACAGUUAAGAAGAACAUUGACUCUCCUCGUCCUCCUGCGGCAUCCUCCACCUCUGACUGUGGAGAGUAGAGCCUGAAGGACUCUUUCAGGACAGUGCAAUGCACCGUUGAUGGACGUUACUGUUGGAACUGUGCAGCUUUCCUGUUGAGUGCUUGUGGAAGUGAAAGACCGCUGUAGGUUGCAUGUCUCUUUUGGUGGCAGUGUUCCAUGUUCACUUGUCUGAUGUUGACCAUCUCCUCCCUCUUACACCACUUGUACCGUGAUAUCUUACUCGAGAUCUUUUAACGCUAGAGCUGAAGGGAUGCGAACAGUCGCAGGGAUGAGUACUGAUCUCCACAGGGAUGGAGGAACGGGAGGAUUCUCUCUCCAACCGUGAGAAUUUCAGCUAUUAUUGUUAGGAAUAUGUGUGCAAAACAGAGUACUCUACUUUGCUGUUCAUGGUAGAGGACCAUCACACAAAGCUUGUUUCCCUCAAGGAGUGGACAUCAGCACACCGCUUGCAUGGUCUAGCUUGUCUUCUGUAGCUUUCUGUUGCGGUUUGUCUUUGAGUCUUUCGUACAUUUUGAAGGCGAAGUCCUACCACUGUACUCUGUGUACAUCAGCAUGCAACGUGUGUAAUCGUAUCGCACCUGCUCUCCGGAGCCUUACGAGUCCUGCCCACCGUGUCCCGCCAGCACAUGUUUCACGAUUCCGCCGCACUAUCGCACCAGUCACAGAAAGCACCGUGGGGAUGUACUUGGUGUGGGCGGCGCCCUGAGCCAACAGCCGGGGAAUCGCUGAAGGGCGAUGCUUCCUUCAGUGAACCUUUCAGCUGGGAUUGCGGCGAGCUCACACGCGUAGGCUGCCGGGGCUGCCGUAUGUUCUUAGAGGCAACACUCGGUCAUGUUAGACCUACCAGAUGUCGCUUUUGAAUUUGAUACAUGUAGGAAAAGAAAAAAUAGUGAGAUUCCGUGUUCACCGGGGCCGAAGUCUUUGGCCCCUGAAAUGAUGCGUGACUCUCGAAAGAGUUGGUUGAUGAGUCAGCGUAGCGUCGUAUCCACAGUGCCCCAAUGUGCUGCUUCCGUGUACCUACUAAACAAGGGUACAUCUUAAAAUGCGAAUGCCUGACAUGUUUGAAAACCAGUGGGGUACAGUUGUUCUAGUGUGAUGGUGGUAAAUGUAUGUAAUGCAUGUCUUUUUUUUUUUUUUUUUACAGCCAUAUUGAAAAUACUGUCCAGUAAGUUCACAGCUCAGGGCAACGCAGAUGCAUUAUGGUGACAGGGUUACGAUGCACAACUUGAAGGAGGCGGGGAAGAAAAAGAGCCAGCAAAAACAAGAAUGAAGCGUGUUGUUUUAUUGUUUACAUUAAUCGGACAGGUGUACCGUGUCCCUUCAUGCCGGAUUUCUGUGUUUUCGCGACGGUUUAAUGGAAGUCGUGACGUGGAAUCGGUGGAACGUUCUAGCUGUUGUCGGUGUCACGCUACCAUUUUCGUCCCGAUUCCACAUUCUGCCUGCUUGUCGAGCGAGUUGCGUUUACGCUCUGUUGCCGUGACCGCCGCACCCUGCUAACUCGGGAGCAGCAGAACGAUCGUCAGCAUUGUUUGCCCGGUUGUUUAUGAGUAAAGAGCACAUGUAAGUGUGACAGAUGACCGUGCCACAGAUCUGCUUCUUUUUCGGUUAAUUUAAUGCUAGAUUUAAAUCUCCGAAAUCUCUGUGGACCAUAAUCAGAUUCUCCGCAUUUUGCCAAGAACGGGACAUGCCUUAGUGUAACGGUGGUCGGGGGGGGACCUGGGUGAAACGCUAUAGCGUGCUUCUUUCUAUAACAUUUUACUGUGGGAAUAUCUUGUGAUACGUCGCUGAAGUGCCUCAUUGUCUUGAUUUUGAUUUCUUUAAGAGCUUUUCUCCAUGUGUCACUGUGCAACGCGUCUCGCCCUCGGGCCUUACGGUCACUGCCAGAGAAAGAGGCCUUCAGCCGCGAUGCCCUUUCGGCAGUGUGUCUUUGCCAUUACUGCACCGUCCUGUCAGGCGGUAACAUGCGGUCCGCAUGCGGGGAACGGAGCUCUGCCUUUAUUACCCAGAAUCCCUCCGAGGCAUCAUCGCUCACGGCUGCCGCUCAGUGACGCGGAGAUCCGCGCGGCUGCCCUUCUGGGCUCAGGACGGACUGGUCCCGGAAAGGGGACCUCUUCCGCGUGUCCGUGUGUCUUAGUUCUCGGUUCCCUCCCCACCGGCAGAAGGGAUCGGCGCUCGAGGCAUCGUCACCUCUGCGCUUCGCUCAGGCUCCUCGUCUCCUGGACGGCAGCGCUCCCCACGUCACCUCUCCCUGGUCCACGACAUGCCAUGACUGCAUUCUCGAGACUGUAAAUAUUUGCCUAAUGUUUUCAAAGUUCAUAAGACAAUCGCAGGUCAUUGUUCAAGCGUGACAGACUGCAGCACCGCAACAUAGUAAACAUAGGAAAUGUAAAUGGAUCAAGAGGGAAAAUAAUCCGUUAACGUUUUUAAUACCAUGUGUGUUUGAAACAUGACCUUGUUGUGGGUGUUGUGCAAUAAAGC
Messenger RNA from Scleropages formosus (Asian bonytongue), 3926 nucleotides. RefSeq names its product ras-related protein Rab-33B. NCBI's taxonomy places the organism in Eukaryota, Metazoa, Chordata, Actinopteri, Osteoglossiformes, Osteoglossidae. Gene Ontology annotation, biological process: Rab protein signal transduction. The coding region runs from base 324 to 980 and encodes 218 amino acids. The transcript has 2 exons. Gene Ontology annotation, molecular function: GTP binding; GTPase activity. The record is from RefSeq and is a predicted model, not a curated record.